This is a messenger RNA of Mya arenaria, 3901 nucleotides long. RefSeq names its product golgin subfamily A member 2-like. The record is from RefSeq and is a predicted model, not a curated record. Lineage: Eukaryota; Metazoa; Mollusca; Bivalvia; Myida; Myidae. The transcript has 23 exons. Bases 87 to 3167 code for a protein of 1026 amino acids. Gene Ontology annotation, cellular component: cis-Golgi network; Golgi cisterna membrane; Golgi cis cisterna. Gene Ontology annotation, biological process: Golgi organization.
GUUUUUUGUCACACAUGUAAACUUCCGGCUGUCGUGUCAUGAAUUUUUCUGGGUUUUGACAACUAAACAAAUGACAUUUAAACAUUAUGGCGGACAGCGCCAAGCGAGAAAAGAUCGCUGCCGCUAGGAAAAAGCUUAAAAGUUUCCAAAAAUCCAGCAAAGGUACCAAAGGCAAAAGUAACAACACAGGAGCAGCCAAGGGCAAGGAAGAAAACAAAAAAGACAAAAUCAACAAUGACCUUACACAAACUGAGAAAAUUGAAAACGCAUCUUUAGCUAGUUCUUUAGUAAAUGAUGGGGCAGGUGAUAUAUCUGAACAAAAUACAUCUGGAGAAAAUCACAGUGUGCCUUUACAAGAAAUGACAAGUAUUGAUCAAGAUAUGCAAAACCAUGGUGAGACAGUGGCAGAUGCUCCGAGUAACAUGGAUGGCACUUCACCAAAUGUUCAGAGCCAAAGUUUUCCGCCCCAGAGUCCAGUUUUUGACCAUGUUCGAGACCGGCCUUCAUCGUCCACCGAGAGCCUACACCAGUUAUCAAGACAGAUUAAUGGCAUAUUAGCAGAGUCGCCAGUAGGGUUUCAAGUUGAGGGAGGCCAUGCAGAGAUUAUAGAGCUGGAGACGAGGAAUCGAGAAUUAGCCUCCCUGCUUGCUCAGCACGUACAGACGAAUGAACAGCUUGUGUCCCAGAACCAACAGAUUAGACAACAUGCGAUGAUGCUGCAAACACAGCUGGAAAGAGAGAGAACUGAACAUCAACAGAGGUAUCAGCUGGAGGUUGGCCCAGUUAAAGAACAGCUUCAGGUGCAUAUUCAGACAAUCGGAAUACUGGUAGCAGAAAAGACAGAGCUACAGUCUCAACUGGCACAGGCCCAAAAGAUUGGAGAACAGAGACAAGGUGAUCUUGAGGAUUUAACCGGAAGAUUGAAGACAUCAAAACAGCGAGUUGCCGAUCUUGAAAGGACUUUAGCUAACACCAGUUCCUCUAGUCAAAAACUGGAAAUGACAAGUAAAGAGAGUGCCAAAGAAAUAGAUAGAUUGAAACUGGAAUUAUUCAAAUUAAACAAGUCUCAUGAGGAAGCCAAACAGACAAUAUCAGAAACACGGGGAAAGUUUAAGUCAAAGACCUCAGAAUAUAACAGUUUACAACAGAGACUGUCCGAGGUGACCCAGAAACUGGAGUUGGCAGAACUAUACAACCAUCAACUGUCCAAUGAAAAUCAGUCAGGCACGGAAACCAUGAAUCUUCUGCAUCAAUUACAACAGGAGAGGGAUAACCUCACUUCUCAAGUGAAUCAGUACUCCGAAGCUGUGCGCCAACUUACAGUAGAAAAAGACCAACAAUCUGAUCAGUACAAACAGUACAUGGAGCAGUACAGCAACCAGAUUUCACAACUUACUGGACAGGUGACAUCUCUGACAGAGGAAAGAGAGAAGCUGGUCAACCAGAAUCAUGAUAUGGAAGGAGCAGUUAUUGAAUUACAGAGAAAACUGGAGGAUAUAAGCAAUGCCAGCUCUGGUGUGGAUGACGCAGCCCACGCAGAUUUGCUGAAGGAACUUGAUACAUUACACAGUGAGCAGGCUGAUUUAAGUGCAAGACAUGAAGCUCAAAUCAGAGAUAAUGCACAGCUAAGCAGGUAUCUUGAAGAAAGAGAAGCCAAGAUUGAUGAGUUGGAAGCUAGACUUGAAGAAAUGGGCGAAGUCGCAGGUGACAAAGCGGAACUUUUGGAGAAUAUUCAGAGUGAUAAGACCGCACUCAGUCGAGCGCUGACACAGAAUAAGGACCUUAAGCAACAGCUGGCAGAGUUACAGAAUGGCUUUGUGAAAAUGAGUAACGACAACAUGGAGCUAUUAAACCAGUUACAGUCGGAGCAACAUACUCUGCGUGACCUGCAGGUCAGGCUGAAUACACAGGAAGACACGCUCACUUCUCUCCAACAAGAGCUUUCAAACAAAGACACAGAGCUGGUAAAAGCCAUUGAGAAUUCUGUUGAGGCUAACAAGGUUAAGCUGCUACAUGAACAGAUACAAGACAGGCUAAGACAUUACGAGGCCCAGGCACAACUAGUGGAAACUCUGCAGAAAGAGCUGCACUCCUCACAGGACAUUGUUGAUGCCCUGACCACUCAAAACAGUGAACUUAGAACGAUGCUGAUUCGAGCCACAGAAACAAAGGUCCUCAACCCGGACAUGGACGUGGAAAAUGCACAGAGAGAUUCAGUGAUAUCUUCCCUGCAAUCCACGAUCCAGCAGCUAGAAUCUGAGAGAAACCGGCUGAUGGAGAGUUUAGCCAAACAGCGCGACCUCACAGACCAUCUGGGGGUGAAAGUUUCUGACCUCGAGGAGGAAGUUGUACAGAAUAAUGCGUCAAACCCUGACAGUGACAGAGUGUCAAGAAAUGACUUUGACAAACUGAAACAUGCCAUGGAAAUGAUACAGGACAAGUACAACCGAGUUAUGCGAGAUAAAGCGGAUCUGUCAGACAAGGCAGAUGAGUUGGAACAUAUGGUGCUACAACUGCAGGGGGAGACAGAAACUAUAGGGGAGUAUAUAUCCUUGUAUCACCACCAGAGGGCAUUACUGCAGCAACGAGAGUUACAGAAGAAUGAUUACAUCAAACAACUGGCUCUUGAUAGAGAAGAGCUUCAGGACAAGCUUGGAGAAUUACAGACCCUGGUCAUGCAGUUAAUGGGAGAGAAACACAUGUUACACAGUUACCAGCAGGAGUCUGAGCGUCCUGUCUCACCAAACAUUCACCCACCAGUAAAAAGGCAUCAGCAUACAGACUGGCCUGACUACACAAGCUCAGAAUCCGACACAGAAAGUGAAGUGGAGACAAUUGUUGGAGGGAAAGAUGAUGUACCGAUGUCUCACGAAGAGACAAAUGAACGGUCACACACUGAUGCCACACCCACUGAAAAUAUGAAUGUUUCCCAGGAGAGCAUGGUUUCACACACAGUGAAUGACGUUAAUAAUCAUGCUCACAAUUUCAGUGAGAGAGUGGACAAUUUAAAACAUUCCAAAAAUGAAGUAAAGGAAGAUAUGACUGCUCAUAAAAUAUUGAAUCUUUUAUCAGAAAUUGGACAUUCUAGUUUUGUGGACAAUAUGACAUUUUUAGAAAAACAAUUUCAUCCUUGUAAAUAUUGUAAAGGUCGGUUGCAGAUAUUGUAACCUAUAGUAUGUAUGAUCGUUAAAAAAUUGUAUAUUUAAUCAUGAAUAAAUAUUUAUUUCCUACAAAAAACGUAUAACUUUACAUGGUGGAUAUUAAAGCUUAGCUUGAUUUUCAUUAAAAAUCAUGCUAUUGUUGAGUGUUUUCACAAACAUGUCUUAAAAUUAAAGGGUGAUAGCUUUGAGGGUGUAAAUGGUCUUUCAUUCUUAAAGAAAGUCAUUAGUUGAUAAAAGCCAAAUUAGCUUUACUGUAGUAUGCUAUAAAAACGAAUAAUUUUUGUAAAUGAAAAGAAAACAAUAUAUAUUUUAGAUUGUCAAUGAAACCACAUAAAAUGUAUAUGCCCUGGGAUUUGAUGUAUCAUGUUUGAGUAGCAGUUUAUAGUUUUACUGGACCUGAAAACUAUUAGUCAGUUAUAAGGUUUAAUAGAUUAAUUAUACAUCUAGUUUUUAAUAUAUUGGGCAAAUCAUGAGUCACCACUCAUUCCAUAAAAUGCAUUUUUCAUUAAUCUUAUGAAUCUAUUUGUUAAAUUGAUAGACAUAAGUUCAGAUCAUGUUAAUAUCUAAACCAUUAAGUUAUUAUAUUUCUUUCUGCAGUAAAUGUAGGAAGUAAUAAAAUUACUGACACAAUGUAUGUUCAUGUACAUGUGUAUUUACUACAUGUCCAUUUUACGAAUUUUGUUUGUAAAUGCUAGGUACUUAAGUACAAAAAUCAUUGUUGGAAUAAAUGGUAAAAAUGG